GAGUCGGACGCAAGAGUCAAUUUUGGACAUGAAAUGAGACGUAACCCGACCCAUUUACCAUUUCAUGCCGUCAAAAGGAAGGAGGAAGAAGGUCGUUGAGAAGAGGAGGAUUCUCUUUCUCGCGAACCUGCAAUGGCUGCAUCCGUCUUGGUUAUUCUUGCAAGUCUCUUUCUCGGCUUCGUGGUAGCGUUGUUUUGCUAUAUUUGUGCGAUGGUGGUCGAGUCUAGGCGGAACAGGAAGCAGGUGGCGGCGGGGUUCUUUCACCCGUACACGAACGACGGUGGCGGGGGCGAGAAGGUGCUCUGGUGUGCUGUGAAGGCUGUCCAGGAGGAGUACCCCAAUCUCGAAUGCUUCAUUUACACAGGCGACGAUGCUACGCCGCAGAGCCUCUCUGCCCGCGCCGUCGAUCGUUUCGGCGUCGAGCUUCUUCGCCCUCCUCAGGUAGUUCGCUUGAACAGACGGAAAUGGAUUGAGGAAAGCACAUAUCCCCACUUCACCAUGAUUGGCCAGAGCCUUGGUUCAGUUUUUCUUUCAUGGGAAGCCCUGAGGAAACUGACACCUAAAUUUUAUUUUGACACAAGUGGCUAUGCAUUUACCUAUCCACUUGCAUGGUUGUUUGGUUGCAAAGUCCUUUGCUAUACUCACUACCCCACCAUCAGUUCUGAUAUGGUUGCUCGUGUUCGUCAGCGCAACUCGAUGUACAAUAACAACAAUCUAAUUGCAGGAAGUGUCUGGCUGUCCAAGGGGAAGAUCAUCUACUACAUGAUUUUAAGCUGGAUGUAUGGAUUGGCUGGUUCGUGUGCACAUGUAGCUAUGGUGAACUCAUCAUGGACAAAAGCUCAUAUUGAUAAGCUCUGGAAAAUUCCUGAACGUACUAAAAGGGUUUACCCACCUUGCAAUACAUCAACUCUUCAGGCACUUUCAUUGGAGAGGUCCACAAAACCCCCAAAAUUUAUAUCUGUUGCUCAGUUUCGUCCGGAAAAGGCACAUGCUCUCCAAAUUGAUGCAUUUGCACUUGUCAUCAAGAAACUACAAGCAGAUGCACCAAGACCCAAGCUCCAAUUUGUGGGUAGCUGCAGAAACAGCCAAGAUAAGAAGAGAUUGUCCCAGUUGAAAGAGAAGUGUGCUCAAUUAAAUAUCAAAGAAGAUGUAGAGUUCUAUGAAGAUCUAAAGUACAGGGACCUGGUGCUACUUCUUGGUGGAGCUGUUUCAGGUUUGCACGCAAUGAUAGAUGAGCAUUUUGGCAUAUGCGUUGUUGAGUACAUGGCAGCAGGUGCUGUCCCAAUCGCUCAUGAUUCAGCUGGGCCUAGGAUGGACAUAGUUGUUGAAGAAGAUGGACAGCAGACAGGAUUUCUCGCCCAUGACAUUGAAGGAUACGCAGAUGCCAUUGUCAAUAUCAUGCAGAUGUCUGAUGCAGAGCGGCUGAAUAUUGCAGCAGCUGCAAGAAAGCGUGCUAGUAGGUUUUCUGAGGAAAGGUUUUAUGAAGAUUUUAAGGCUGCUGUACGUCCUGUUUUCUGUAACUAAGAAUUUUUGGCUGCUCCUCUCUUUCCGCUAAUCUAUUGAUCAAAUUUUUGGCUGCUCCUCUCUUUCCGCUAAUCUAUUGAUCAAAAGUUGGAAUUUCUAUAUUCGUGUUGCAUGAAGUUGCUGACCAAGAUUGUAGUAGUGAGUUGCUUGUACUUGACAUAAAGGUGUGAUGAUGGCAGGACUCAGAUGGGCUCUGUAAUUUUCCAACAACGGAGGCCGUUGAUGAGGCUUGAGUUGUAUUAUUUGAUUAAGGCCAUGUCCUGUUUAUUAUAAAGGAUGUUAGAUAUAAUCAAGUUCAUUA
Nymphaea colorata (pocket water lily) is the source of this 1825-nucleotide messenger RNA. Its product is annotated as GDP-Man:Man(3)GlcNAc(2)-PP-Dol alpha-1,2-mannosyltransferase. The coding region runs from base 133 to 1524 and encodes 463 amino acids. Gene Ontology annotation, biological process: protein N-linked glycosylation. The record is from RefSeq and is a predicted model, not a curated record. Gene Ontology annotation, cellular component: endoplasmic reticulum membrane. Gene Ontology annotation, molecular function: GDP-Man:Man(3)GlcNAc(2)-PP-Dol alpha-1,2-mannosyltransferase activity. The transcript is spliced from 7 exons. Lineage: Eukaryota; Viridiplantae; Streptophyta; Magnoliopsida; Nymphaeales; Nymphaeaceae.